Molecule: messenger RNA, 450 nt
Organism: Nicrophorus vespilloides
Lineage: Eukaryota; Metazoa; Arthropoda; Insecta; Coleoptera; Silphidae
Product: zinc finger SWIM domain-containing protein 7-like
Exons: 3
Coding region: 1-450 (149 amino acids)
Biological process (GO): double-strand break repair via homologous recombination
Cellular component (GO): Shu complex
Molecular function (GO): zinc ion binding
Source: RefSeq, a predicted model, not a curated record
AUGGCUCAAGGUGUACCUAAUUCAAGACUUCUUGUUGAUGAGGUGAUGAAGAAAGCGCUUCGGGAAGCCGAAAGAUCGUACAAGGAAACGAACGAAUUUGGCGUAGAUGCGCUCAACGCGUUGAAUCAACUAUUUGAAAACGUAUUGAUGAAGGCAUUCCAGGUAUUGGACAAUGCCAAGUUCAUGGAAUUCGAAACGCGGAGCGGCCUGCGAAGCGUUCGGUCGAUCUUCACCAGCGAUGAUCAAUACCUGCUGCUGGACGGUGUGAACCACUGCAAGUGCGAGUACUUCAUCUUCAACGUGCUGCAGCAGCAGGAGUCGCUCACCUGCAAGCACGUCCUAGGCGCGCAUCUCGCAAGCAUCUGCGGGAAAUUCGAGCGGAAACUCCUCACCGACGGCCAGAUGACCGAUAUGCUUAAUUCAGCGACACCCGCUCUCUUCAUCACAUGA